AGAAUUAACUAAUGCAAAAAAUUCAUUCAAGGGAAAAUGGGGACCGAAGCUUCAGCGAGACUUGUCAGCUUUAUUCUUAUAAGCCUCAUGUUUACUCUUUGUCAGCUUGGUUCUGAAUUCAAAUAUCAGAGUAUAGCUCGAAAGUUGCCCGAUGAAGAAGUGGGAGCUCUUAAUCAAAUUACAGAGAAGUUGUACUUAUAUGAUGGCUCAUUUUGCAAUGAGAGCAUUCAUGAUGGCAUCAUCAGAUGUAACUGCAGUUUUCAAGACGGCACCAUUUGCCAUGUCACAGAAAUCUUUCACAUUUUGAGUGACAGUGCACUGGGGGCUAAAAGUUUAAGUGGAGGUAUACCUGAAGAACUAGGCAAUCUCACACAUCUGAGGGAACUGGAUCUCAGUAACAAUCAAUUGACUGGAUCUAUACCCGCUAGCUUUGGAAAGUUAUCUUCACUUUACAAGCUGGAUCUCAGUAUCAAUCAAUUGACUGGUUCUAUACCCGCUAGCUUGGGAAAUUUAUCUUUGGGCAUACUGGAUUUGUCAUACAAUCAAUUAAGUGGACCCGUACCAGCCACUUUAAGGAAUGUGCAGCCUGUGGCAUCUGAUCCAGAUGCCUACCGACUUGAAGGAGACGGGGGAUAUUUCUACCUGUUUCUUUCACACAAUCAACUGACUGGGCCUAUACCAGAGAGCUUAGGGAACUUGACUUUCAUCAGUUAUAUUGUUCUGGCGAACAACUAUCUCAACGGCUCUAUACCAGCAUCUUUGGGUGCGCUGACUCAUCUGAAUGGACUGAGUUUGCGUAACAAUGGAAUCUCUGGUACUCUUCCACAAGCACUAGGAAAUUUGACAACCCUUAGAUACUUCGGGGUCGCAUCUAACAGUAUCAAUGGGACAUUACCAAAAAGUUUUGCCAGCCUUACGAGUCUGUAUUCAUUUUCAAUAUCUGGGAACUAUUUGUCUGGCCCUUUACCCGACUUCAUAGCCAACUGGACUUCAAUCGACUAUCUUUUUCUCAACGGAAACAAUUUCAACGGGAAGAUACCUGCCGGGAUUUUUAAUUUAUCAUAUCUAGAAAUUUUGUCAAUAAGUGAUGUCAAAGCAGACUCUCAUUUCCAGUUCCCACCAUCUAUACAUGUGGCAGAAAGUUUUAGUGUAUUGAUACUAAGAAAUUGCUCAAUCACCGGUCAUAUUCCUUCUUACAUUGGAGAUAUGUCAUCAUUAAAGAACAUAGACUUGAGCUUCAACAGGUUAACGGGUAGAAUCCCAGAUUCUUUGAAAAACUUAAAUGUAACUCACAUGUCUUUUUCAAACAAUAUGCUUUCUGGGGAAAUUCCUGAUUGGAUUCAAAAUGGUUCAAUAUGGAGUAAGAUGGAUUUUUCAUACAAUAAUUUUUCAAAGCUAAACUUUAAACCGUCACCCAAUCUAAAACUGAAUUUGUUUUCCUGCUGCUGCAACUCCUCAACCUGUCUGCCAAAUACGGAAUACCCAACCAAGGAGAAGUAUUGUCCCCGGGGAAAACAUGAUUACCAUUCAUUGUUCAUAAAUUGUGGUGGUGAGGAAACACAUGAUGCUGUUGGAAAUGUUUAUGAUCAAGAUAAUGAUACGUCACUAUUUUACCUGAGUCAAAAAAAAAAUUGGGCUCGGAGUAGCGUUGGAAACGCCUACGACUAUGCUUCCAAUGGCAAUUCUAGUAAAUUGUUAAAAAGCGUAAGAUGUGGGCUUUCAUCUGAAGCACGUUUAUACGAUAACGCUCGCACUUCCCUUGUCUCUCUAACAUAUUACGGGUUCUGCUUACAUAAAGGCAAAUACAAUGUAACUCUUCUCUUUGCUGAGAUUGUUGAUGAGGUUACAGAUAUUCAUGAGGAUAUUGAUUUUAGAAGUACGGGUAAACGCGUAUUUGAUGUAUAUAUUCAGGGCGAGAGAAAACUAAAGGAUUUCAACAUUAUAGACAAGGCAGGACGUACGAAUAAAGAAUAUAUGAUAAAUUUCACGGCUGUUGAUGUAAAUGAUGGUAAAUUAGAGAUCCACUUCUACUCUCGAUCGGCUGGAGUAGGGACACUUGAUGGCCCUCUCAUAUCUGCUAUAUCCGUAACUCCAGAGUACAAGCAACAGCUAUCUCCUUUGCAAACAGCGCUCAUUACUGUGGCUUCAAUCAUAGUUUUCUUGUUGCUUUUAUUACUUUUUGCCUGGAUGAUGGGAUGGCUGGGGAAUACAGAUCACUUACAAGAAAUAGAUAUAGGUAUAGAAAAGCCUGUCACCCUCAAACAAUUAAAAGAUGCCACUCGGAAUUUUAGCAAGAGGAAUGAGAUUGGUCAAGGGGGUUUUGGAACCGUUUACAAGGCUGAAGUACAAGGGAAAAUUGUGGCCGUGAAGAAACUUUGCUCUCAUUCAGAGGAAAGGAUCAAUGAGUUCAUAAAUGAAUUUUAUACCUUAAAAUCAAUGAGUCAAGAGAACCUUGUUCAGUUGCUGGACAUUUACAACGCAAAAGGCCUGCAUUUGCUCGUCUAUGAAUAUAUGGAGAACAACUCCCUUGCACAUGCCUUAUUUGACUCAAAGUCCAGAUUGAAACUUGGUUGGGAAGUUAGGUUUAACAUUUGCUUGGGAAUAGCUAGGGGAUUGAUGUAUCUACAUGAGCAUCCCAGGAUGAAGAUAGUUCACAGCGACAUUAAAUCCGCUAAUAUUCUUCUUGAUGGAAACCUUAAGGCUAAAAUAUCAGACUUUGGAUUGGCAAGACUUCACACCAAAGAUGAUGAAUUGAAGUUCAUCAAAGUAGAAGUGCCACAAGGAUAUAUGGCACCUGAGUAUGUUCGAGGAAUUGCGACAUCUAAAGCUGAUGUCUACAGUUUUGGGGUGGUUAUACUUGAAACUGUGAGUGGAAGGACAAAUGCAGGACACAGGAGAGAUAGCCAGGAAAGUGAAUUUCUUCUAGACACGGCUUAUGAUUUACAUCGAAAAGGAAGGCUGGUGGACUUGGUUGACAAAACCUUGUCUACCAAGUAUGAUGCAAAACAAGCCAUAAUCAUCUUGAAUUUAGCAGUAAAGUGCACCAGUAUAUCUCCAACACUGAGGCCUACUAUGUCUGAAGUAGUGAGUGUUCUCGUUGGCGACAAAAAAAUUGAGGAGAUUUGUCCCCCUGCUCUUAAUGAUAGUCACCUUGCUCGAGCUGAUUCCUCUAUUUCUAUGGAAGCAACUUCGAGAGCAUCCACAUCAUCCUAUUUGAUCAAAGGGGAAGAUGAAACAGAACACAUUUCUGAGAGUACCCCCUUGAGACGUCCAAAUGAAACAUGGAUCCACCUCGGAUUUAACUCUGUACUUCCCCUAAAAGUGGACAACCCAAAAUAACAAACCUGAAUAAGAAGACUUUAAGCCAAGGAUCACAAAUUGAAAAUACUCAAUCCUGUUGAAGGAUAUCGACAUUGAGUGUGCCUCUUCAAAGUAGGGUUUAGUUCUAGAGUUGUAAUAGGAGAGAAUGUUCUAAAUUUCCUAAUUAUAUUCGGAUUUUAUUUCCUUGUAUGACAAGAUUAUGUACUUUGUAAAUCCCUAUAUAAAGGGCUCCUAUAUAUUAUCAAUAAUAGAAUACACA
Molecule: messenger RNA, 3580 nt
Organism: Rosa rugosa (rugosa rose)
Lineage: Eukaryota; Viridiplantae; Streptophyta; Magnoliopsida; Rosales; Rosaceae
Product: probable leucine-rich repeat receptor-like serine/threonine-protein kinase At3g14840
Exons: 29
Coding region: 37-3339 (1100 amino acids)
Biological process (GO): protein phosphorylation
Molecular function (GO): protein binding; ATP binding; protein kinase activity
Source: RefSeq, a predicted model, not a curated record